AUGUUUUCUUCCAUUUCGUCAAUCUAUCUAUCUAUCUAUCUAUCUAUCUAUCUAUCUAUCUAUCUAAAGAGAACACAUAUUUUGUGUCUAUUAUACCAGUUUUACUUCUCCAAAAUACUCCUUUCUCCCUAUCUGCUUAUAUUUCCUCUGUCCGUCUUUCCUACUCUCUCUACCCGUUUUUUAUAUCCCCUCUUUCUCUCUCCUUUACUCUCUUUUCAAUAUUUCUUUCUUCCUUUCCUUUUCUAUACAUCUCUUUCUUUUUCUCUUCUUCUCUCUUCCUUCUCCUCUUCUCAUUCUUCAGCCUUUUCUUUAUCUUUCUCUCUGUUCUACCCACUUUCUUUGAUUUUAUCCUCUCUCUCCUACUUUUCUCCUCUUCUAAUUUCUUACUCUUAUCUCCCCUAUAUUUACUUCUCCCUCUCUUCUUUAUUCCCUAUCUCCUUCAACAUCUCUCCCAAAUUCACUCACUCCCUCCAUUUUUCGCCUUCUUUUCCUUUAUUUCCCAGAGAAACUCUCGCCACACCGUCAGUUUUUUUUCCUUCUCUUAACUUCUCCUCCUCUUUCAUUCUUCUUUUCCUUUUCGCUUCUACCCCCUUCCCACUUCUGCAGCUUUCACCUUGUUUCCAUCUCUUCUACCUCAAUCUUUCUUUCUCCUCUCUUUCCAAGAUCCUCAUUUUUUCUGCCUCUCUGUACUUUUUCUUUUCCUUCUUCUCACCUCUCGCAUUCUUUCUUUCCCCCUCUCUAUUUCUUUCUGUUUUUUUUCUUUUUCUUUCUUUCUUCCUUUCUAAUUUCUUUAAUCUCUCUUUCUUUUCAUAUUUCUCUCAGCCUUUUCUCGUGUCACAAUCUGGAUUGCGUAUUAUAAAGACAUUUUUUCUACAUCAUUGA
Molecule: messenger RNA, 882 nt
Organism: Acanthosepion pharaonis
Lineage: Eukaryota; Metazoa; Mollusca; Cephalopoda; Sepiida; Sepiidae
Source: the annotation of a GenBank genome assembly